CUUUCAUGUGAUAUUCAUAUGAUUUCUAUAUUACUGUUACGUUUAGUCUCAAUAUCGUAAAUAUUUUCAUUUCAUCACUAAUUUUCCACUAAUAUCUUAUUAAUUAAAUAAUUAUACAAAUCAAUUGAAAAAUCUAUACAACAAAUAGCAAAAAAAAAAUUAUAAAUUCGUAUAAAAUAAUUGAUGAAAAAGUGAUGUUUUCAUAGUAUGAAUGCAUUUCUUGGCAUCAUUUGGAUAAUGAGUUUGCGAAUUGAAUAAUGGGAUGGCAUUUGAGGGGAAAUACAAUUUCUAAUUAAAGCCAAUUAACUAAUAUAUACGAUGAAUGCACUGCACAUGUAAUGUAUUCACACAUAAUAACUACAAAUCACUUGUAAUCCAAUGUAAAAACUCAUUACUAUUUUCGCAUCAAAAGUAAAGCCACAAAAAGCUGUCAUACAUUUCAUCAGUCAUUGCAAUUGAAAAGUGAUUUAAAUAUUUUCAAACCAUUCACACAAUCAGUGUUUAUACUCCCAAUCAUACAGUCGUUGUUGUAUUUGUACAACAAUUUGGUCCGCAAGUGAUCCGUUGGGAAGUGAUGGCGAGUCGAUUGGGUCGUCGGUACGGGAAGUACGCUCUGUUGGUCUGCGGCGCCGGCAUCUCGUCGUACGCCGUGUUUCGGUUGAUUGACCAGAAAAAAGAGGUACACUUUAGACAAACCAAAACCCAAUCGGAGAGAUUAUUAGUGAACGCCUCAUCACAACAGACACUCUCGUCGUCCCAUUUGAGGCCAACCUCUAGCAAAGGCCUGCCCUCCAGAGCCGAUCAGCUCAAGAGUCUUCGCGAUGGCAAAGAGUUUGACGUAUUGGUGAUCGGCGGCGGAGCCACUGGUUGUGGUGUCGCUCUGGAUUCCGUCACCAGAGGUUUAUCGACAGCAUUGGUAGAGUUGGACGACUUCUCUUCGGGUACAUCGAGUCGGAGCACAAAACUGAUUCACGGAGGCGUCAGGUAUUUGCAAAAAGCGAUCCUGAAGUUGGAUUUGGAACAAUACAAGAUGGUCAGGGAAGCGCUCCAGGAGAGAGCAAAUCUAUUAGAGAUAGCGCCGCAUCUGUCAUAUCCCUUACCCAUUAUGUUACCGGUCUAUCAUUACUGGCAAAUACCGUACUUCUGGGUGGGCAUAAAGAUGUACGACUUGGUCGCGGGCACGAAGAACGUCAGGUCAUCCUAUUAUCUCUCGAAGAAGGAUGCGAUGGAUUUGUUUCCGAUGUUGAGAAGCGAUUCAUUGGUCGGCGCUAUUGUCUACUAUGACGGUCAGCACAACGACGCCCGUAUGAACCUCUCUAUAGCGUUGACAGCAGUCCGAUACGGGGCCACAAUUGCCAAUCACGUGGCCGUCACUAAACUCAAUAAGGAUUCCGACGGAAAGCUUAUCGGCGCUCGACUUCAGGAUCAGAUUACUAAACAGGAAUGGGAUGUAAAGGCAAAGUCCAUAAUCAACGCCACCGGGCCUUUCACUGAUAACAUUAGACUUAUGGACGAUCAGAACACACGUAAAAUAUGUCAGCCCAGCGCUGGCGUUCAUAUCGUACUCCCGGGUUAUUAUAGUCCGGAAAGUAUGGGUCUUUUGGAUCCGUCGACCAGCGAUGGACGAGUUAUAUUCUUCCUCCCGUGGGAGAAGUGGACGAUCGCCGGCACCACUGAUAGAGUGUGUGAAGUGACACACAGUCCGGCGCCGACUGAGAAUGACAUUCAAUUUAUUCUAAAUGAGAUCAAACAUUAUCUCAGCCCUGAUAUUAAUGUCCGUCGCGGAGAUGUGAUGUCUGCCUGGGCUGGCAUUCGGCCACUUGUUUUGGAUCCGUCGAAACCGAAUACGGAAUCCAUUGCAAGGAAUCAUAUAAUAAACACGAGUCCGAGUGGUCUCGUGACGAUUGCGGGCGGAAAGUGGACUACAUAUAGAGUGAUGGCAGAAGAGGCGGUCACUGAAGCGAUUGCUACAAAUCCGGAUAAGUUAAGUCACGCCACAAAAUGCAAAACAUUAGGUCUUAUUCUCGAGGGCGGACACAACUGGACCCCAACCUUAUAUAUUCAGUUGGUUCAAGACUACGGCUUAGAGCCAGAAGUGGCCCACCAUUUGGCCAAUACAUACGGCGACAAAUCGUUUGCUGUGGCAAAGUUGGCCGAAUUGACCGGAAAGCGAUGGCCAGUCGCCGGACGUCGUCUGCAUUCAGAGUUUCCAUACAUUGAGGCGGAAAUUCGUUUCGCUGUUCGAGAGUACGCGUGCACUGCAGUCGAUGUAAUCGCCCGACGCUUACGACUGGCUUUCCUGAACACACAGGCGUGUGAAGAGACGUUACCACAAAUUGUGGACAUUUUGGCCGAUGAACUCAAAUGGAGUAAAUCUGAGAAAGAGUUGCAAUUGAAGAAAGCCAUGGAAUUCUUGCGGACAGAAAUGGGACAACAGGUGAACAAAGAGUUAAGAGAUUUCGAAGAAGACCUGCACGUAAUGUUGAGCGAAGUGGACAUUAACAAGAACGGCCAAGUUGAGUUGGGUGAGUAUCUGGAACUGAUGAGUGCCCUCAAGACGGGUACCAUUUCCAGCAGUCGCUUCUCUAAGGCCGCAGAAAUGGAGUUCAAUAAGAUAACAGUGGAUCGCGCGGGCGGUGGCCUAUAG
Molecule: messenger RNA, 2647 nt
Organism: Medioppia subpectinata
Lineage: Eukaryota; Metazoa; Arthropoda; Arachnida; Sarcoptiformes; Oppiidae
Source: the annotation of a GenBank genome assembly